UUUCCUCUCAUGGUCGCCAAUACCUCUCUGGUUUGGCCAACCCCUAAACGCUCUCUCUCUCUUGCUCUUCCUUUCCCUCUCCCUCUCUCUUCGGUUGAUGGGCAGGGACUGAAUCUCCCUCUCUCUCUCUCCACCUCUCUCGUCUGUUGAUGGGCAAGGACUGAACAGAAGAGCGUGAACAGCGGAAUAGACCUAGUAUCGCUUCCCCUUUAUUUGGUCCAUUUCUAUACCCUGUUGCCCUAUCCUUAAUGGAGCUCAUCACCGAAGGAAUCUCUCUUCUCACCGUAGACGAGGUAUCAGAAGGAACAUUAGCCACUGUGAGCCAUGCUUCGUCCAAAGUCUACUGUGGAACUUGUGCAAUUUGUUUGGAAGAGAUAUUGCUCGAAGAAAUGGCUCACGUAAAAGGUUGUGAGCAUGCUUAUUGUGUGACUUGCAUUUUGAGGUGGGCAUCAUAUAACGCAGUACCCUGUUGUCCACAGUGCAAGAUGCCUUUCUCUUCUCUAGGUGUCCACAGGUCCCUUGAUGGCUGUGUCCAUGACUAUCUCGUCGAGGAAAGUGUUUGUCUGUUGCUACGUGCACAUUGGUUUAUGCCCUUGGCCAUUGAAUCACCACAUGAGGUUGUUGAACAAGAGGAUGUCGGGCCAUAUGAAUAUGAUGAUGAUGAAGAUGAUGAUCAUGAUGAUUACGAGGAAGCUUAUUUUGGUCGUUCAUCUAAUUUACGAAUUGGAAACAGAAGAUGGGGGGAUAGCGGUUAUGUUAGAGGCGGACGAAAAGAAGCAAGGCCUAUUCAAGAUGUUGGGGCUGGUUCAUCUCGUGGGCCUCGUAAGAAAGAAGGACCAAAGGGUAAGGCUGGUAGACGGGCUAGGAGAGCCUAAACAAAUGGCAAGUUCAGCCUGAACAAAGACAGGGAACAGUUGAUCUUUCCGCAACUUGCAGAUUUAUGAACUUACUUCAUUACUCGAUAACACCAUUGUACAUAUAGUUACUGCAUUUUCGUUUCUGUUACUUCUUCUUCAUGGAGUUCAUUAAGAGCCCAUUUUCCUUCAGCUUUGUGCUUAUUGUUGGUAGCUUAGAACUAGGAAGUAGAGCAGUUGUAACUUGUCUAUGGCAGAAUGGUCGUUGGAGUUUCAUGCAUGUGGACCUGCUCACUGCAAGUUGCUUAUGAACUUUUACGGUCAGGAUGCUGAAUAAUGCAAAUGCUUUCUUGUA
This is a messenger RNA of Nymphaea colorata (pocket water lily), 1209 nucleotides long. RefSeq lists its product as uncharacterized. Bases 249 to 875 code for a protein of 208 amino acids. NCBI's taxonomy places the organism in Eukaryota, Viridiplantae, Streptophyta, Magnoliopsida, Nymphaeales, Nymphaeaceae. The record is from RefSeq and is a predicted model, not a curated record. The transcript has 4 exons.